UCUUAAGCAAUAAUAUUUUUAUAGAAGGGUGGUGUGAUAACGGGCUUCAUUUUGAGGGUUGGACCACUCUUACCAAAAUCGUUUAAAUUUGACGGCAAAAAAAAAAAAAAAAUACCUUUUUUUAUAACGAACAACUUUAUUCAAAUAAUCUGUUUUGCCAAAUGAUAGUGUAGUCAGAUGACAUUAUAGAACGCCAAAGUAUUUGCUUCUAAAGAAAUUACAUUUUGAUUACAUUUAUUUAAGUAACACAUCUGUUUAUUAUAUAUACAAUCAAGUCCUUUUUUAACUUUUGGCAUUUUAAUGAGUAGAAAAUUCUAACAACAUUGAUGGUUGGGAGUUUCAGAAGUGGGUACUGCAGGCCUACUCUUUGCUCAGCUAAAGAUAAGUAUAACACCAACGAUGAUUAAUGGAGAAGAUUUAUUAUGUGACCAACCAGUUUUAAAUAACUUUUCUUUUACCACUAACAUGACGGUUAAUAGAAUUAUUGAAUACAACACUAAACUUGUUAUUAAUGAUUUUACACAUAAGUAUGACAAAAUUGAUAUUACUUACGAUAACAAUAUGUACGAGGAAAAAAAAGUUGAUGAAAGCGAUGACGAUUUAUACGCAACAAUACCUUUCACAUUUAAAGCUCAUUCAACAAAUUGUUUAAUAGACCAAAGCACUCAAUCAUUAAGUAGCCGACUUAAAAAAGCAUUUAGUUUUAAUGGCGACAGAGACGAUGUGGCGCCAAAAAUUCCACCACCACGUAAAGCAAGCGACCAACCCAUUAAAAACAGGGUAUCAAUUCCGGAAGUUAAACCUAACGCACAUAAAGAAAAUGGCUACACAGUUAAAGGUACUUUGAGCAAUUUAAAACGCAGUUGUUCAAAGUUGCUAAUAUUGGGUACAUCUAAUAACAAAACCAAGUCUAAUGAUCAGACUCGUUUGUCUAGUAAAAAUACAACAAAAAAUGAUAAUGAGACUGUUAACAAACUGUUUCCUGAGAAAUUCUUAAAAAAAAUAGAGACCAAAAGUUCAAUAAAAACCCGUAGAAUAAGCCAAGCAUCAUUGAGAAAAUCUAAUAGUAACAACAAACAAAGGAACUCUUAUAGUAACAACAAACAAAGGAACUCUCAUAGUUCCAGUGUUAAAAAAAGCACUUCAAAUUGUUCAAGUUUUUUAAACCAAAAAAAAUAUAAUACUAGGUGUAAAAGCUUGAAGACCAAAAAUAAAUACCGCGCAAGCAUUUCAUUAAAACUUACUAAAAGGAGUUAUCAAAUCCUCACAUCGCAUUCCGACCUAUCAACAGAUAAUAGCGUUAUGAGCUUAAACUAUUGUCAAACAGAGAGCGAAUAUAGAGAACGCAGUAUAAACCACCAGUUAAAAGAAAAAUUCAAAAAAAAUGUUUUACCAAUCAAUAAUGAUAAAGAAACCACUACAUUAAAUAAAAAGACAACAGCUGAAGAGAAAUGUUGCGAUGUACAAUUUUCACAAAAUCCAUCAAAUAUUUAUUUAAAACCUAUUUACUGCGAACUAUUGAGUUCAACUAAUGACCCUAACUUUGCUAGAAAUAUAGAAGGUAAAAAAACGCUUCUUCAAAUGGCAAUAGAUUCAAAUUUGUAUAAACAAGAGGAAAUCAAGCUUAAAACUAUUGCAUUUGAUAUUCACCAGCCUUUGCCAACCAUACCCAUAAUAUAAACCAUGCAUUUAAUUACAGUCCUGCAUACAGAGUUUGUUUAAUUAAUGAAGUCGAAAAAAAAAAACAAUUUAAAAAUUUAAAAAUAUAUAGACUGUUUCCUAUGUAAAAACAUACAAAAAUAAGUCUGUUUUAUUAAUAAUUUUUUAAAUAUUAACGUAGAUUUUAUUAACAUC
Hydra vulgaris (swiftwater hydra) is the source of this 1854-nucleotide messenger RNA. RefSeq lists its product as uncharacterized. Lineage: Eukaryota; Metazoa; Cnidaria; Hydrozoa; Anthoathecata; Hydridae. The record is from RefSeq and is a predicted model, not a curated record.